This is a messenger RNA of Linepithema humile (Argentine ant), 904 nucleotides long. NCBI's taxonomy places the organism in Eukaryota, Metazoa, Arthropoda, Insecta, Hymenoptera, Formicidae. The record is from RefSeq and is a predicted model, not a curated record.
GAACAAUAAUAUCUCGAAAUUUUACUUCAGAUCUAUUUUCACACAUUAAAAUCUUUUUGACAAUUAAAUAUUUAAAUUAUUUGUAAUUAUUUUCUUUAUAAAAAUAUAUAAAUUGCAAGAGUAAAAUAUGCCGAAAAUUGGUGAUGUAUGCGAUGCUCGUUGCCAUUUGAUUCAUAAUGAAAGGAUAAAAAAAGAAAAUGCAUUACGGAUGAAAUGGUUUUUAAUCAAUCAACAACGAUUGGUGGGCCAUUUGAAAGAACCAAAGCUUGUUAAACGAGCCAAAGAAGUAAUUGAGGAGAAACGAGAGAAAACUCGCAUUGAUAAACCCAUUAUACAACAGAAGCCUUUACCCCUUUGGAGGCCGCCUAGAUCUGAUGGGUCAAUCGAUAUAAAUAUCAUGAAGCCAGUCGAUCCUGAUGUAAGAAUCAUGCUUUAUGAGAAAAAAAUUCCCACUUUUAUCGCUACUGAUAAUUACCUAACUGAAAGAUAUAAAAUACUACCGGAGAAGCGUUUCUAUUUCCCCAAUUGUACGAAUUGGAUAUACGGAUGGCGUCUUGGUGAUUAUUCCCCUCCACCACCUAGUGAAGUAGGUAUGAAAUCCGUUAUGUUAGCACAAUUUUAUCAGCGUAAAGUAUAUAAUCUGCAACGAGAUCCAGAAUGGUAUUUUGGUUGUCAAACAAAGAAUGCUAGAAAUUUCAAUGAAUUGUUGACAUAUUAAUCUAACGUUGUACAAAAUUAGAAAUAAUCUUACUAUUAUAGUGCAAUAUUUUGAUAUUACAUUUUGUGUAAAUAGAUUGAUUCUCAUAUUAUGUGACUACAAUUUUUGUAAAAAAUAUACUAUUUUUUAUACGAGAUUGUAUAUUUUUAUUUAGAAAAUUAAUUUUUUUAUAAGCGUCAUUAAAUU